This is a messenger RNA of Sungouiella intermedia, 252 nucleotides long. Lineage: Eukaryota; Fungi; Ascomycota; Pichiomycetes; Serinales; Metschnikowiaceae. The record is from the annotation of a GenBank genome assembly.
AUGUCGUCGCAAGGUAUUUGGGCAGGCUUUCCACAAGGUGUAGUGGUAUUUCCACCAGACCAGAAGGCGGUGGAUAUUGGGCAGGCAAAUCAAGAGAAGGUGAAAAAAGAGAGCAAUUGGCAAUAUGUUGAUGCCGCUCCCUCAGAGCCGACACAUACCAUUAACGCUCUACCCGAGUUGAAGGCUCUAGACCCAGAUAUGGUGAGUGAAGAACUCAAAAAACAGCGCAAGGUUCGGAACAGAAUACAUUAA